UUCACGUGAACAUGUACAUGUGAUGUGAGUUCUUAAAUAAGAUUUGAGAGUCCAGACAUAUGACCCCAGAGAAUUAAUCGCCCUCCUCUAUAUAUUUACUUGCUUUGAAACGCCAACCGCCCUCCACAAGAGCGAUCGCAACACCCGCCUCCAUGGACGCCCCCACCUUCCACCGCCACACCCGCCAGCAGCCGGAGCUCGCGAACGCGGGCGGAGGUCAGAUAUUGGAGAGCCCAAAGGAGCCGAUGGAGUUCCUGUCGAGGACGUGGAGCGUGUCGGCGCUCGAAGUGUGCAAGGCUCUCGCUCGUCACCAUCAUCAUUCUUCUUCUUCUCCUCCUCCUCCCACCUCUGCCGUCACUCCUUCCAUGACUUCUUGCAAGUCCGUCAAUGUCUCCUCAUGCGCGACUCCAAUAAUUAAAGAAGAGCUGAUGAUCAACGAAGAGCCCAUCGUCGGUGUCGAGGAUUUCGCGAGCUCUCUCCCUUCGAAUCAUCGCUUCUCAUUCAAUUCCACCGCCACUUCGCAGCUCGUUCUCGAGCGCAUAAUGUCUCAGUCGGAGGUGUCGCCAUUGACGUCCGGGAGGCUUUCUCAUAGCAGCGGCCCACUGAAUGGCGGCGGCGGCGGCUCUUUGGCGGAGGACAGCCCUCCCGUUUCUCCACCUGAUGACUUUGACGACAUCGUUGAGUUCUUCCGCUCCCACAACACUCUGCAACCGCUGCUCACAGGCGGCCGCUCUGUCGCUGCCGCCAGCGUCACCACGCCAGGCGGGGGGAGAACGGUUGGGAGGUGGUUGAAGGACAGGCGAGAGAAGAAGAAAGAGGAGGCCCGAGUCCAGAAUGCGCGGCUUCACGCCGCUGUUUCCGUCGCCUCAGUGGCAUCGGCAGUAGCAGCGAUCGUGGCUGCCACAGCGGCCUCCUCUUCUUCAAGAAAGGAUGAGGAGGCGGCAAAGACCGACAUGGCGGUGGCUUCGGCGGCCACACUGGUGGCAGCACAGUGCGUGGAGGCCGCAGAGACCCUGGGAGCCGAGCGCGACCUUCUGGCUUCCGUUGUGAGCUCUGCCGUCAACGUACGUUCGCACGACGACAUCACGACUUUAACUGCUGCUGCAGCAACAGCUUUACGUGGAGCAGCAACCCUUAAGGCUAGAGCGAUGAAGGAGGUGUGGAAUAUUGCAGCAGUGUUGCCCGUGGAAAAGGGGGUCGGGAUCGGAUGCGGUGGUAAAGCCGAUAGAAGGGCCAGCCAUCCUAGCUUCGGUAAUGGUGGCGAACUCGUUGCGGCUGGAGAUAACUUUCUCGGUGUCUGCAUCCAGGAAUUUCUUGCCAAGGGCACCGAGCUUCUCAAGCGCACCCGUAAAGGUGAUCUUCACUGGAAGAUUGUGUCUGCGUACAUAAACCACACCGGCCAGGUUAUCCUGAAGAUGAAGAGCAAACAUGUUGCUGGAACCAUAACCAAAAAGGACAAGAAUGCCAUUGUGGAAGUGUACAAGGAUGUGCCCGCUUGGCCAGGAAGGCAUGUCUUCGACGGCGGUGAGCAACGCCGCUACUUCGGGCUCAAGACGGCAACACGGGGCGUCGUGGAGUUCGAGUGCAAGAAUAGACGGGAAUACGAGAUCUGGACACAAGGUGUAUCAAGGCUUCUGUCCAUGGUCGCUGAAAGAACGAGCACCUCUUGAACUCAGCUUGAAUGUUCACAACGGGAAGCUUUUGAUCUUCAAUUAGCCAUUUCCCAAUUUUCACUUUCUGCUUGAGGUUUACUUAUCC
Messenger RNA from Rhodamnia argentea, 1758 nucleotides. Its product is annotated as VAN3-binding protein. Gene Ontology annotation, biological process: auxin-activated signaling pathway; leaf vascular tissue pattern formation; phloem or xylem histogenesis. The coding region runs from base 153 to 1670 and encodes 505 amino acids. The transcript is spliced from 7 exons. Lineage: Eukaryota; Viridiplantae; Streptophyta; Magnoliopsida; Myrtales; Myrtaceae. The record is from RefSeq and is a predicted model, not a curated record.